AUGUUAACCGGCCUGAAAGAAAUGCCUACAGCUAUGCUGACAAGUCCAAUGGAAAUACAAACCACCACUGACAGGUCUCAAUUGUCAAUCAAUCCACAAGUGACUUGUACCAAUUUAUUCUCCUCCAUCAUCAGUAUACAAAUAAAGCUAACACAAGGAGUGUGUAAAUCAGCAGAAAGUCAUAGUGAGGCAAUACAAUACUUUGAUGAUACUGAAAUCAAAUCGAAGAGUGAACAACAAUCAGCACUACUUUUACCGAAAUCUAUUGACAACACUACCACUACUACGACGACGACUACUGCGACUACUGCUAGUGCUAAUACGACUACCAAUCAGCUUCUUAGUGACAUGCAUUUCAAUCAAGCUGUUCGAGAGCAUAUCGAUUUAAUGACUAGAAUGUCUGACCAGGAAAGACAAGCAUUGGUUAGUGAGACUAAGAAAAGAAUGUUGAAAGAUGCCAGCCUAUUGUCAGAUGAUGAUGAGAGAAUUAAGCUGACUGCAGUCGUGCAAGCUAUUCAAUGGAUAGCUGAUAUGACAGAUGAUCAACGCCAACAAAUCCUCGCAUGCAAUCAUACAGCAGAUACUAGAAGUGAUACACCACCACCAUUCAGUGAGAAGGUGGCAACAGAAAAUCAAGUAUUCUUACCGUCGUCGUCCUUGUCUGUAGACAUCGCGGAUAAACAUCAUUCGCAUAUGAAUACUCCACACGAGUUACAAUGGAGUACUGUUGAGGCGAAUUAUACACAAUCGAUAGAAACUACUAGUCAAGUUGAUUCUAGGCAUACAUACGAUCUGGUACAACGUGACGCUACUCCUACUACUCCUACUACGAAUACUCCUACUAACACUACGACGACUGCAAUGAAAGAUCAACAUUCAAGUAGAACUGUCGAGAGGAAGAAGGAAGUUAUCGAACAAACUGCCCAUCUACUACCUGAUACUACUACUACUACUACUGCUAAACAAAUGUAUAGUAGUGAUAUAUCAAAGAGAAGACUACCUCAACUGCCCUUGUCAUCAUCAGUAUCACCAUCAGAAGUAAACCAGAAGCAGUCGAGUAAAUAUCCAAUUCAAAAGUUAACAAGGACUAGAAAGAGUCCAUUAGACACACUACAAAACUCUGAUCUACACAAACCACCAAUCAAUAACAUGGAGGAGCGACAAUACCAACACCACCAACAACAACAACGACCAAUACACUCAGAUUAUAGUCUCCGUAUAAAUAAAAUUGCUCAACAAAUGGCACACAAAAUUUAUCCAUCGAAUCAGGCUACUACUACUACAACUAACACUACUACUAUUGCACAAUCAAGUCUAUGCUCACCACGAUCGAUAAUCCAGACUAUUGAACGCGUUCAACGAGCUGAGAAGGUGGCCAAUGCACUGGAUGCCUUAAUCAUUGAGACUAUUGACUAUAUUACGAAGAAUUUACAUAAAAAGUAA
Messenger RNA from Trichobilharzia szidati, 1443 nucleotides. The record is from the annotation of a GenBank genome assembly. Lineage: Eukaryota; Metazoa; Platyhelminthes; Trematoda; Strigeidida; Schistosomatidae.